Schistosoma rodhaini is the source of this 2119-nucleotide messenger RNA. The record is from the annotation of a GenBank genome assembly. Lineage: Eukaryota; Metazoa; Platyhelminthes; Trematoda; Strigeidida; Schistosomatidae.
AGCAAUGGAUCAGGAAAUAAAAUCUGAAUUUAUUAUUUUCAUUAUCUGGAAUAUAUACUACAUUACUUUCACUUAAGAAAAAAAACUUUUUAUUGGAAUAAUGCAAAGAAAUAAAAAACAAAAUAACCGUGGACCCUUACGGGCAAUUUCGAUCGCCUUACCAAAUGUUAAUAAUAUUAAUCCGACUUUACCAAUAAAACGGACAUUUAUAACUAGCGCAAAUUGUGAAGAUAAGCCUCGUUUAUCAGUGGAUCAUAUCUCGUCUACACCAGUGUGCCGUGUAGUCACUUCGAGGCUGUCUCAAAACAAAACAUCAGAAAGUUCUACUGAAAUAUUACCAAUGCCCUUACGAUCAUCAUCCUGCCGUUAUGACAAAGAAAAUUUUAAUAAUCAAAAAUCUGAUAUACGUCGUCAUUUCCCUAUUCGCAACAGUAUCAACAGACUGUCAUACGUAGAGACCGAUAAUGCGAAGGCAUCUGAUAUUACCGUUGAUUCUCCGCUUACUAAUUCGUGUAAUUGGAAUACGAGCUUAUCAUCUGUGGAUUCAAUUUUUUCAUUUGGCGAUGCAACACGCAAACGACAUCCUAGCUCCAGCGAAAUUGAUACAAAAGCUAAGCAGUCACGCUAUACUGAAAGUCAGAAGUCUGUGAAGCUGAGAAAUGACAAGGAUACCAUUUGCUUGACAAUGGGUGCUGAGGUCAAAACUCAUCCCAGGUACAAUCUGAGGAAGAAUGCACUUGAUGUGGAAAUCAAUGAAGAUAAUGUACAUAAUUCUAGAAAGAAUUUGGCUCCUAUUUGCCCCGUCCCUAUGCCAAGUGGCUUUCCUCUUCAGCUUCCAAUUCGUUACUCAUCUGUUUCACUUCCUUGGGAAAUGAAAACCGACACUAGAUUAACUUCAUCAAGAACUGUGGAAACACAAACUUCACCUACUGGCACUAAUCAAACUUCCACGGGUGAAAAACUUAGAGGUAGACGGCAUACAGGAUUGGGUCUUCGUAGUUCUGCUACUGCUCAAGUUCUUCAAAAUUUAAAACGAAAAUUUAGCCAUCUGAGGAGAGCAAUCAGUGCUGAUAGAAUAAACAAAAGUUCUACGCCAUCUGACAUCCGAGAGUCCCAUAACUGUAAUUGUGCAUCCCUUCCCAAAAAUCCAGAAAAACAUAAUGAUCUGUCAACUGAUUUAAAUACACAACAAAACCCUGAAGCUACACCCUACAAACUUACUUGUAAAGUUGUACGUAAAAAUCCUGAUGGCUCUAUUCAGAUCUCGUUAAGACGUUCAUCAAUAAAUGGGCAAUUCGGGUUUUUUAUUGCUCGUGACUCUAAAGGUAAGCUUUUGAUAAAUUUCACUGAUAUUUCGUCAUUUAAUGUUUUUACUAUUACUGUGAUGUUAAUAUCAAUUUAAUGUAUAUCAAAAAAAGAGGAUGUACUCAGUUUGUACACUAGUUUACUUUGUACAUAUUCGAAUAAUAAACCUAAAUAUAAUAUCAAAUUUUUCUCUAAUUGGAUCUCUUAUUUUAUCUUUCAGGUAUUUAUGUGACUCGGUUAGGUAGUGUUCGAUGUGCAGCUAAACUUUGGGAUGUAUUUCAUGUUGGUGAUAGAAUUUUAGAAGUUCAAGGUCUCUCAUGCGAUAAUUUAGACGUAGAAGAAAUUCGAAAUCUUAUACGUGGUUGUGAACUUGUUGAAUUUAAAAUUAAACCAUACUCUCAUACAGAUUCCAAUUUUUCACGAAAACAUUCAUUAUAAUUGAGUCUUUCUUUGAUUUAUUUAUUAUUUCAUUCAGAUGAUAUGUAGUUGUUAUUGCCUUUUAUUAUUAAUUUUAUAGCCAUCUACUUAUUGUACAAAGAUUUCCAGAUUCUUAAACUAAGAUUGUAAAGAUUGUAAAAGAUUUUGAUUCUACUAUUAUUAUGACAAUGAUGAUUUAUUGGUACUUAUCAGAGAUUUAAAUAUGACCCUUUUUUAUUAUUUCUCAUACAAGAUAAUUUAUAGAUUUUUCGUAAUACUUUUCUUGUUUCUGUACAUAUGAAAAAUUUUUGUUCAAUAACAUGAUUAUUUACAUUUAUCUGUUGUAUCUUCAUUCUAUGUUACUUGUAUAGUUGAUGAAAAGAAAUUCUAGAUUUAU